UGCACAAUGACACAGGCUGCAAUCAGCCCCAAGGUCCUCAUUCUGAGUAUGUUUAGCCGUGAGGCGAAUGUGUGGUUCGACAUACCAGAAUUCGACCUUCGCGCACGAAAGCUUCCCAUCCCCGGCCUCUCUCCACACGCUCCGGCUCUUUAUUCCACCAGCGAUGGCUCGAUAUGCCAGCUCACAAUCGGAGAAGGCAUGGUCAAUGCCGCCAUAACCCUCACCGCCGUCGCGUUCUCUCGGCUGAUAGAUCUGCGCAAGACCUAUGUCCUCGUUGCAGGUGUUGCGGGCGUAAACCCUCACUUCGCAAGUCUCGGCUCCGUGACAUUUGCGCGCUUCGCAGUCCAUGGUGGACUCCAGUACGAGAUUGACGCCCGGGAGGUGCCGAGUGGAUGGGAGACGGGGUUGUUUGCACAGGGCACAAGCGAGCCAGGAAGAUUCCCGACGACAUUGUACGGGACCGAGGUGUUUGAGGUCAACGACGCCUUGCGCCACCUGGCGCUGAAAGCAGCUAGCAGCAUUCAGUUGACCGACACAAAAGACUGCGAGGAGUUACGCACCAAAUACCCCUUCCCCGCUGCCCAGUCUCCGCCUUCCGUCCUGCUUGGCGACACCGUCUCAUCUGACACCUUCUGGAGCGGGACCCUCCUUGCCAGAGCUAUGGAGAAAACUAUGCAGACAAUAACCCAUGGCCAGGGCGAGUACUGCACCUCCCAGCAGGAAGACAACGCCAUCCUCGGCGCAUUACACCGUGCAGCGCUUAGCGGCCGCGCCGACUUUGCCCGCAUCAUCAUCAUGCGCUCUGGCUCCAAUUUCGACCGUCAGUUUGAGGGCCAAAACGCGCUCGACACGCUCCGCGGGCCGACCCCCGGGUUCUUGCCCGCAUUGAAAAACUUGUAUGUGGCGGGAGUAAAGGUCGUGGAGAUGAUUUCGGAGGGCUGGGUGGACACGUUUGAACGUGGGGUCGAGCCAGGGAACUUGAUUGGUGAUGUAUACAGAGAGACAAAGCGAAGUCGGAGUGAGGAAGAAAACAAGUCAUAA
Molecule: messenger RNA, 1041 nt
Organism: Mycena indigotica
Lineage: Eukaryota; Fungi; Basidiomycota; Agaricomycetes; Agaricales; Mycenaceae
Product: Purine nucleoside
Exons: 2
Coding region: 7-1041 (344 amino acids)
Biological process (GO): nucleoside metabolic process; transmembrane transport
Cellular component (GO): endoplasmic reticulum
Molecular function (GO): catalytic activity
Source: RefSeq, a predicted model, not a curated record